Molecule: messenger RNA, 696 nt
Organism: Vigna angularis (adzuki bean)
Lineage: Eukaryota; Viridiplantae; Streptophyta; Magnoliopsida; Fabales; Fabaceae
Product: 40S ribosomal protein S15a
Exons: 4
Coding region: 102-494 (130 amino acids)
Biological process (GO): translation
Cellular component (GO): ribosome; cytosolic small ribosomal subunit
Molecular function (GO): structural constituent of ribosome
Source: RefSeq, a predicted model, not a curated record
CUUAUUUGUGUGUUCUCCUCUUUGUUAUGUUGUUUCUCACUCUGAAGAAAAAAGCACUGACGGAGGUUCCCCAGGCUUCUCUAUUUUUCUUGUGAGCGAAUAUGGUGAGGGUUAGUGUGUUGAACGAUGCUCUCAAGAGCAUGUACAAUGCUGAGAAAAGGGGGAAGCGCCAAGUCAUGAUUAGGCCAUCCUCCAAGGUCAUUAUCAAAUUUCUUUUGGUGAUGCAGAAGCACGGUUACAUUGGAGAGUUUGAGUACGUUGAUGACCACAGGGCUGGGAAAAUCGUGGUGGAAUUGAAUGGUAGACUGAACAAAUGUGGGGUUAUUAGCCCCCGUUUUGAUGUGGGUGUUAAAGAUAUAGAACCUUGGACUGCUAGGCUUCUCCCCUCAAGACAGUUUGGUUACAUUGUAUUGACUACCUCUGCUGGCAUCAUGGAUCACGAAGAGGCUAGGAGAAAGAAUGUUGGUGGUAAGGUCCUAGGUUUCUUCUACUAGGUUAUUUUCAAUUGAGGAUGGCAGUGGUUUCAAUUUUGAGAUUCACGAGUUGUAAUGGAGGAUAUGGAAAUCCCUUAGUGAAAUCAAGCAUAGCAGGAGCUGUUUUGUUAUGUUCUUUAUUUUGGUUUGCAAAGCCAACGUGGUAACUAUUAUUUUUCUGUUUUCUUAUCCUUAUUUAUUUUAUAGCAUAAUGUACUUAUUU